This is a messenger RNA of Lipotes vexillifer (Yangtze River dolphin), 1196 nucleotides long. RefSeq names its product neuropeptide Y receptor Y2 (gene NPY2R). Gene Ontology annotation, molecular function: neuropeptide Y receptor activity. Bases 8 to 1162 code for a protein of 384 amino acids. Lineage: Eukaryota; Metazoa; Chordata; Mammalia; Artiodactyla; Lipotidae. The transcript has 2 exons. Gene Ontology annotation, biological process: G protein-coupled receptor signaling pathway. The record is from RefSeq and is a predicted model, not a curated record. Gene Ontology annotation, cellular component: membrane.
AACUUUGAUGAAAAUGGGCCCAUUAGGUGCAGAGGCUGAUGAGAACCAGACAGUGGAAGAAAUGAAAGUGGAGCAGUUCGGUCCAGGGCACGCCACUCCUAGAGGGGAGCUGGCCCCUAACUCUGAGCCGGAGCUUAUAGACAGCACGAAGCUGAUUGAGGUACAGAUCGUCCUUAUUUUGGCCUAUUGCUCCAUCAUCUUGCUUGGGGUGAUUGGCAAUUCCUUGGUGAUCCAUGUGGUGAUCAAAUUCAAGAGCAUGCGUACAGUAACCAACUUUUUUAUUGCCAAUCUGGCUGUGGCGGAUCUUCUGGUGAACACCCUGUGCUUGCCAUUUACACUUACCUACACCUUAAUGGGGGAGUGGAAAAUGGGUCCUGUCCUCUGCCACUUGGUGCCUUAUGCCCAGGGCCUGGCGGUACAAGUGUCCACCAUCACCUUGACAGUAAUUGCCCUGGACCGGCAUCGUUGCAUUGUCUACCACCUGGAGAGCAAGAUUUCCAAGCGAAUCAGCUUCUUGAUUAUUGGCUUGGCUUGGGGCAUCAGUGCCCUGCUAGCAAGCCCCCUGGCCAUCUUCCGGGAGUAUUCAUUGAUUGAGAUUAUUCCUGACUUUGAGAUUGUGGCCUGUACUGAGAAGUGGCCUGGUGAGGAGAAGAGCAUCUAUGGCACUGUCUACAGUCUUUCUUCCUUAUUAAUCCUGUAUGUUUUGCCUCUGGGCAUCAUCUCUGUUUCCUAUACUCGUAUCUGGAGUAAACUUAAGAACCAUGUCACCCCUGGAGCUGCUAAUGACCACUACCAUCAGCGGAGGCAAAAAACCACCAAAAUGCUGGUGUGUGUGGUGGUAGUAUUUGCAGUCAGCUGGUUGCCGCUCCAUGCCUUCCAACUUGCUGUCGACAUUGACAACAAAGUCUUGGACCUGAAGGAGUACAAACUCAUCUUCACUGUGUUCCACAUCAUUGCCAUGUGCUCCACCUUUGCCAACCCCCUUCUCUAUGGCUGGAUGAACAGCAACUACAGAAAGGCUUUCCUCUCAGCCUUCCGCUGUGAGCAGAGGUUAGACGCCAUUCACUCCGAGGUAUCUGUGACAUUCAAAGCUAAAAAGAACCUAGAAGCCACAGAGAACAAUGGUCCCAAUGAUUCUUUCACAGAGGCUACCAACGUCUAAGGCAACUGCCAUGUGAAAAUAUAUGGAUGAAUUC